This is a messenger RNA of Rhizophagus irregularis DAOM 181602=DAOM 197198, 1638 nucleotides long. The record is from RefSeq and is a predicted model, not a curated record. NCBI's taxonomy places the organism in Eukaryota, Fungi, Glomeromycota, Glomeromycetes, Glomerales, Glomeraceae.
AUAAUAAUCUGUAUAUAGUCCUUGUUGCUCAAUUCUUUUUUUUUUUCGGACCAUAAUAUUGUCGGCAUUAUUGCCGUGUAACUCUUGGAUACCCAAGACGUUAUCCCCAUUUCUUGCUUUAAAGGAAGAAGUCAUAUCAUGCUUGUUAUUUAAUAAUUUCGCAAUAUAUACAAACUAAAAUUUUCUUAUCCUACAGUUUAAUUAUUUAAAAUUGUACUAACUUAGUUCGGUUCUAAUAUUCGUGAUAUCUUAAAGCUUUUUGACAAGGCAAAUACUUUCUUUAAAUCUAUGGCUGAUAUUGAAUAUAACGUGCAAACCAGCGAAUUACCACCUCCUGUUCCUCCAAAAGACGAUUUUCGUCCAACGACACCUCCAAAAGAUUUUCCGAGGAUAACCUUUUUGGGUUCUGCAACAAUAGGUCCUUCUACAUCUCAAACUUUUGAACUUGAAGAAUCAUUUUCUGAACCUUCAAAUACUUUUCCAGGUGCAAAACGAGUAAAUAAAGUUUCGACAACAAAUUUGGGCUCUGUGUUUGUUACCGCUUCAGAUAAUCAAUCUUCGAAUAAUGAACCCCGUAAAAACUCUGUUCGUUCAGAUUCAAUGUUUACAAAGCUCUCCUGGUGGUUAAGCUGGGGAAGAUCAAAUUCUUCGACAAAUUCGCAUCCAAUAACAACGCCUAUCACAAACACUGGCGCUGGCGCUGAUUCAACAAAUAAUACUACAAAUUCAACAUCUAAUAAUCAAAAUUCUACCGCCUCAAUAUCAACAAUGAGAUCAUCGUCACCAUCAUCACCAUACGUAAAUCAAGUAUCAAUCGAUAAUAAUGAUGAAAGCGCUCCAAAAGUAAAAAAAUCAAUUAGUAUAGCAAGUCUAUUUCGUAGAUUUAGUUAUAAGAGAAAAACGGAAAGAAAAGAAAAUAGCAGUUCAACAGUAGUUGAUGAAGCGACCCAACAUGACUCCAAUAACUUUUCGACUGCUCCAACUCCAAAAUCAUCGCGUCGAAAAUAUAGUUUUGGCUCACUUAUUGAAAGACUUACAGGUCGACAAUUUUCAUUUACAUCAGAACAACGCACAUCAUCUGAAAGCGAUAACAAAUUCACUGAACAAAUAUCGCAAACAAAUUCUAUUGAGAAUAACAUUGAUACAGAUCAUAAUAAAAUUAAGAAAACUGAUAAUAAAUUAAAACAAAAAGAACUAAUUGUAGAAGGGCAAGAUCUCACAGCUUCAUCUAACACUUUAUGUCCAGAUGAAUCUUCACUUUCAACACAACGAUCAACACAAUCAACUGCAUCUGAAACUUUGGAUUCACGUAGUAAAGAUGAUGAUCUUAAAAAUUUGGACUUUAUUAAUAUGGAUAUUGAUGUAGUUUCUCCUUUAAGGCAUUCGAUUGCCAAGUCAUCAAAUUCUUCGGAACGUGCUGAUGAUGACACGAUUAAAGGUGUUUCCGGAACAAUUCGUAUCUUUGAUAAAUUUACAGCGAAAAAAGACAGUUCCCGAGCAAGUAUUUUGAAUAAUCAAAUGACGAAUGGCGUUUCUUCACGUCAUAUCAGAGUAAAUUCUAAUAAUAUGAAAGAAUCUUUUUUUGUAAAUAAUAAUAAUAAUUCAACUAAUAUGAUUUCACAGUUCUCUCCACUUAAG